CCUGAACCUUCCCCGGUCCGAAGCAGAACACUUCAUGACAUCCCCACCAGCCAACAAAGGGGCCUACCCAGUGUACAUCCUUGAAGUUGGAUACACCUCUGACCUGCACCACAGCGAGAAGCUCAUUCAAAAACAAGCACAGCACGCCGCCCUUGCCACUGCCAUCCAUGCCGUGCCCGGCGCCAGCACAGCAGGCGGGGGGUUCGGGGAACCAGCCGGCGGCACAGUCACGGCUGGCGGAGUGGGAGGCGGAGUGGCAGCGUGCAGCGGCGCAGCUGACCACCACGGCGGCGCAGCACUUCCACAAUAACCCGGUGGCUCUGGACCCCUGGCUCCACCGCACCUCCACGGCAGCCGGGCAGCAGAACACGCCGGCGAGAGAGCUGCAGUCGUAUGCAUCACCGUCCCAGCAGUCGGCGGCGCCGCCAGUGACGGACGCGGCCUUCAUGCUGGGUGACGACAUGGGUGUGUGGCCCUCAUCUUAAGCACCCAAUCCCACAUCACCGGAUCGCUAACUCAGUUAGCGAUUUGACUCGUCCUUACGGCAGAAGGGACCCGGGUACGAAUCCGGAUAAAAGCCCAAUUAUGCAAAAGGCGAAAGAUUGGUGCGAAACCGAUUGGUGAUCCCACGAACGAUGGGUAAUUGCCCUUAGUGGCAAUUGUGGGCUUGUGCCCGCUGCAACCUAGAAAGGUCGUGGUGCAGAAGUCCGAUUUAGUGGCGAGGUCCAAGGUUCAAGACAAGGCUCAAGAUCCAAGGCUCGAAGAGGAGCGCCAUGGCUCCUCGGUUUGCACGAACUGGCAGUGCUCCACUACUAUAACGCGGCGUUUCCCUAGCUCGAUAUGCUAGGUGUGCAGGCUUGGAUGUAGUGGACUUUGAAGAGCGGCCUAGGACUUGGAGGUUGUAGUUUCGGAGGUUGUGACUCUUUCGUGGUGAGGCGUCAGCGUGAGGGGGGCGGGCCCUCUCGCCCUAGUCACCUUGCCCCGUUAAUCCAUGCCAGGCCCUAUGGGCCAGCGUUGUAAUUAUUAUUAUUA
Messenger RNA from Chlamydomonas reinhardtii, 1032 nucleotides. RefSeq lists its product as uncharacterized. The transcript has 3 exons. NCBI's taxonomy places the organism in Eukaryota, Viridiplantae, Chlorophyta, Chlorophyceae, Chlamydomonadales, Chlamydomonadaceae. The record is from RefSeq and is a predicted model, not a curated record. Bases 168 to 485 code for a protein of 105 amino acids.